Molecule: messenger RNA, 2139 nt
Organism: Aphanomyces astaci
Lineage: Eukaryota; Oomycota; Saprolegniomycetes; Saprolegniales; Verrucalvaceae
Exons: 8
Coding region: 1-2139 (712 amino acids)
Biological process (GO): protein processing
Cellular component (GO): plasma membrane
Molecular function (GO): metalloendopeptidase activity
Source: RefSeq, a predicted model, not a curated record
AUGGUCAAAGUCCUCAUCUCCCUCAGCGUGUUGGCCGCUGCCGCUACGGCUGGCUCCGUCACGGAACUCCCCGAGUCUGUGACCAAGCUCAUCGACUACUCCAUCAACCCCUGCGACGACAUUUACCGAUAUGCGUGUGGCGCGUGGUACAAUGAUGCUGUGAUCCCCCCGGACAGACACCAAGUCGAUACGUCGUUCUCCAAGAUCUACAUCGAAAACCAAGCCGUGUUGAAGACGAUUUUCUCCAGCUUUGACGACAACGACUCGACCAAGAACGCCCUCUUCGGUUUCCGAACCCCCCUGUCGCUGAGUCGCUCAUACUACACCAUCCCUUCCGAGUGGGAGACCGUCGAAGCCGACUACAAGGUAUACAUUUCGACGGAGUUGCAGCUAGCUGGCUACUCUGCUGAGCAAGCGGAGGCUGCCGUGCCGGUGAUCAUCCGUUUCGAGCAAACUCUGGCCGGUGUCGCCCUCAGCGAGCUCGAGGAGAUGGAGGCCGUUGUGUCUCCGUAUACUGCGCUUACGUACUCCCAACUAAACCAGAAGUACCCGCUGCUUGUCGGCUCGUGGCUCAAGGCCAACGGCUUCGACGUCCGCGACCAGUGCGGUGGGUCGAAUGACUGGGUGGGUUUUUACGACUUGACCUACUUUGACAAGGCCGAAGUGUUGUUGGCGAACACGACGCUGGACAACCUCCGAACCAUCGUGGAGUACAAGCUCAUCCACGCCUCGUCAAACCACUUGACCCCUGCAUUCCGCACGGCCAACUGGAACUUGUUCGGCAAGAAGAUCUAUAACGAAACGGUGAAACCUUCUCGUGAAAAAUUCUGCAAGUAUCAGACGCGCAAGACCGUAGGGGAUCUCUUGGGCCAGUACUUCUUAGACGCGGUUAAAUCAAACAACCGUAAUCGAUGUUACUUUGUAGGCCACGUGACCUAUCUUCAAUACUCGCACUUCCAUUGGGUCAUAUUUGAUGUUCAUACAGCUGGUGCAAUGGCCUCGUUCCCGCAACGCGAAACCUCAACGCUAGAAGAUAUUCACGGUGCACUCGUGGCCGAGAGGUCCAAGAAGGCCUACGCGUCUGGCAUUCGCCAAGUUGUGAAAUGGAUCGAACUGACAGAUCAAGGCGGUCAGCUUCUGCAUGGCGACGGUAUUCGCAUAAUCACUGCGACUGGUGAACAGAGUGCCUCUGUCCAAGAUAGCGGGAAGAAGCCACUAGGUUAUGCUGCCUUCGAUUCUUUGUGCCAUGAAACAAUCAAGGCGAUGGAUUCAGGAUUCCAACACCUCUUCGUCAUUCUGUCGUGGAACUUGAUGGCACGCUCAAAGUCGACUGAAACCAUUCAGUUGUCGCAUUUCUCCUACGAAGAAGACGCGGUUGGCAUCACGUUCAUGAAGUCAAAGACUGCCAAGAGGAAGAAGCGCCGUGACCCUCGUCAUGUCUACGCAAACCCUCUGCGACCUCACACCUGUGCCUUUCUGGCGCUUGGGUUGUACUUGGCUUGCAACCAAACGCUUGCACCUGGCGCGUUGUUGUUUGAGUCAAAUGCCGGCAGCACCGGUGGUCCAUCGCUUGUCAGCAUCUGCCUUCGCUGUGGUUGGUCGUUGGUGAGCGUCUUCGAACACUACAUGCACUAUGAGCGUGCAGGGGACCCAAUUUGUUGGCCGUGUGGUCGCGGGACUGCCGUUGAACAAUGCCAAAUUCGCUUUCUGCCUCCCCAUUUCAAGGACACCAACUCUGCUGCUGUCCUCGGCGCCAUCAGCGCUACAUUCCUUGCACUUGCUGAUGUUGCCCACCUUCGUGGCAUUCUGGCCCACGCACUCAAGGCCGAGCUCGUCUCCACGACGCCACGACUUCAACCGUCGAGCAUUCCACCGUACAUUGAGUCUUGUUGGAAAGAAUUUUCCGACUAUGAUCGGUACAAAACGGACGUCACGUUCCAGCAAAUGAAUGUACCGGCCGGUGCACACAAGGUCGAAGUAUCCGUGGUACGGAAUGGCUUUGCGAUUGACUGCACCAAGUCCUACAAGGGCAGCGUGUCGGACAAGACAAUCUUCGACGAGAACAUUGACUCUCACCUGGCCAACCGGGCAACGCGCACCGGAGAGACGACGCCCGAUGACUUUGAGCCUGGCAUGUAG